UUUCCUGUAGCAAGGCGUAACAGUGGCGAGCUAGUAAGUAAGUGGUAGCACUAGCUGCAGAAAUUUGACAUUUCAUUGUUGACGUUCAACCUUUUCGAUGGCAAACAUGGCUGAGCUGGAGAGAUCCGAGAGAUCCGAUGGAAAGAUUGUGAAAAUGGAAGUUGAUUACAGUUCUACUGUAGAACAACGCAUUCCCGAGUGCGAGAAAAUGGCAAAAGAGGGCAGACUGCAGGAGGCCAUUGAGAGCUUGUUGUCUCUGGAAAAGCAAACACGAACGGCGUCGGACAUGGUGUCUACUUCUAGAAUCCUGGUUACAGUGGUGCAGAUGUGCCAUGAUGCCAAGGACUGGGAUGCUCUGAACGAGAACAUCAUGCUUCUCUCCAAGAGGAGGAGUCAGCUCAAACAGGCUGUUGCAAAGAUGGUUCAGGAAUGUUACAAGUAUGUGGACGAAGUGACUGAUCUCCCAAUCAAAUUAAGGCUCAUUGACACGCUACGCACUGUGACUGCCGGCAAGAUCUAUGUGGAGAUUGAGCGAGCCAGGCUGACACGGACCUUAGCCAACAUCAAGGAGAAGAGUGGAGAGGUCACAGAGGCAGCUGCGAUUCUUCAGGAGCUGCAGGUCGAGACGUACGGCUCCAUGGAGAAGAAGGAGAAGGUGGAGUUCAUCCUGGAACAGAUGAGACUGUGCAUCGCGGUCAAAGACUACAUCCGCACCCAGAUCAUCAGCAAGAAGAUCAACACCAAGUUCUUCACGGAGGACGGCACCGAGGAGUCCAAGCUGAAGUACUACAACCUGAUGAUCCAGGUGGACCUACAUGAAGGCUCCUACGUGUCCAUCUGCAAACAUUACCGGGCCAUUUACGACACCCCCUGCAUCCUGGAGGACAACUCCAAGUGGCAACAGGCUCUGAAGAGCGUGGUUCUGUACGUGAUCCUGGCGCCGUACGACAACGAACAGUCCGACCUGGUGCACAGAAUCAACGCUGACAAGAAAUUGGAAGAAAUCCCCAAAUACAAGGACCUCCUGAAGCAGUUCACCACCAUGGAGCUGAUGCGCUGGGCCGCCUUGGUGGAGGAUUAUGGGAAAGAGCUGAGGGAGGGCUCCCCCGACAGCCCGGCCACCGACGUCUUCGACUGCACAGAGGAGGGGGAGAAGAGGUGGAAGGACCUCAAGAAUCGCGUGGUGGAACAUAACAUAAGAAUUAUGGCCAAGUAUUACACCAGGAUCACAAUGAAGAGGAUGGCAGGGCUUCUCGACCUCUCCAUUGACGAGUCUGAAGAGUUCCUCUCUAACCUGGUUGUCAACAAGACCAUUUACGCAAAGGUGGACCGGCUAGCCGGCAUUAUCAACUUCCAGAGACCCAAGGACCCCAACGACCUCCUGAAUGACUGGUCUCACAAACUCAACUCCCUCAUGUCCCUGGUCAACAAAACCACACAUCUCAUCGCCAAAGAGGAGAUGAUCCACAAUCUGCAGUAAACGCAAAACCAAGAGCAUUGUUUUUUUCUCAUUUUUGUUUUGUUUUUUCAAUAAACAAUAAUAGUGAACUGUGCAUUAAACAUGAUUCCCACUGCAACUUCAGCCAUCACUGUUGGAGUUUUAAAUACCACCACACUUAGUUACUUUUUUUUGUUCUUAAAAGCUGCAAAGUUGGAACCAUUACUGUAUACAAGUCACCAUUGUUUUAUUGACAGAAUGCAAUGCCAUCUGCAUGUACUAGUUGAACAUAAAUGAUGGCCCUUUAUAUGAAGUGUUCUCAUUUCUACAAAAAGGCGUAUAUCCUUUCAAGAUUCUGUAUCACAAAUUCAUUUUCUUGUUCCAGCUACCUUUUAUUUCAUGUAACUGUUGUAGGGAUUUUAAUUUAGAGCAGCAUCAUAUCUUGCUGAAAUAAAGAAAAAAAAACUUUUUUAUGUCUACUUUAAAAUGUAACAUUAAAGCGUUCUAACCUGGAGAAAACGUCUGUGUU
Messenger RNA from Osmerus eperlanus (European smelt), 1967 nucleotides. RefSeq names its product proteasome 26S subunit, non-ATPase 12 (gene psmd12). Gene Ontology annotation, cellular component: cytoplasm; proteasome regulatory particle, lid subcomplex. NCBI's taxonomy places the organism in Eukaryota, Metazoa, Chordata, Actinopteri, Osmeriformes, Osmeridae. The transcript is spliced from 11 exons. Bases 98 to 1480 code for a protein of 460 amino acids. The record is from RefSeq and is a predicted model, not a curated record.